AUGAAUUAAACUCGUAAUCAGGUACUCCCUUAAAUAAAUUCUCAUGGCAACUCCUCAGAAUAAUAGUAUUUGAAUGAAAAUCUUUUUGACUUGCGGGAUAAGAACAAAGAGGGGAGAAAAUAGAAAAAUUACGAGGUAAUGGAUCUUAUUUAUCACAAAUAAAAGAAAAAAAAGAAGCAAGAGGAGUACAAUAUUGCCUAAUUUAUGAAGAAAAAUUAGGUUGAAGAAUAUUAAAUAGACAUAUAGCGCGCUGAAAUUUAAAGAAUUUGCAAGGAAUAUGGGAUCCAAUAUAAUUAAAAAAACUUCCCUUAUAGAGAAAAAAUUAGACAAAUUUGCCAAGACAUCUCAGUAUUUUAUCAAUACAAGAGAGAUCAAAGAGAUAUUCUAGACUCAUCUGUUUUGAAGAAUCCUGAAUAUCUUAAGAGAAAAAAAGAGGAAUUCAUUAAAAUGAAAACCUUAUUUACUGCUGAAUAUCUUGGAAUUGAUAAGUUAACUUCAUCAGAGAGAGAAUUAUUUUUGAAACUUUAAGAAGAGAAAUUAAGAGAAUAAGAAGAUUCCUCUGAGGAAAAUGCAAAUGCACUUAGAAAUAAAAGUAGACUUGAUAAUACAAAAGAUCCUAGCAAAAAUGAUAGCUAUUUAAAGAAAGUCCAAAUCAAUGAAAGCUAGUAAAUUAUUGAGUUGCCCGUUAUUAGCAUAAAUCAUAAACUUAGCAAAAGCAUAGUGGCAAAUGGAAGCAAUUAGCAUUCUAAGGACUAAGAAAAUACCUUUAUUUCACUCAUGAAGAAAUCAGAGGAAUUAUAUUCGGUUCCUGACGGUACUGAACCACUUUCUACUAUUAAGUUAAAACAACAGCACAUUAAAAAUUAGUCUUCAUUAGAUACAUAAGGAUCAAGAAAUCUUAAUUUAGCGCCUAUAAUUCACAGGAAGAAGCUUAGAGACAGAGUCUAAAAAGCGAAUAUAAGCAUUUUAGACAAUGAAUUUUUAAAUCAGUCUAUUACUGAAUCAAAUCUUGAUGGUUCAUAGAGAUUCAAGCAAUCAAUAUUGAGUAAAAAGGUUCAGAGAAAAUUCGACUAGUCUUUUGACAAUAAUAAUGAUAAAGUAAAAGCAUCAGGAUUGCUAACAACAACAUCGAGUGCUUUAAAAUAGAUGAUGUAUUAGAGUUUCUUCACUCCUAAUAAGACAAAAAUGAAUAAUAAAUUAGGAAGAGCAACCUCUAAAUCUCCUGAAGAGAAUUUUGGUGCAGAGAAUAUUCCCUAAACUGAAUUUAAACCAACAGGUAUGAGACUUAAGUUCAAAGAAGAGACCCCUAAAUUAAAUGAUACAAACAUCAAGGAGCUGAUUUCAAAGUAUCCAUCUCCUAGCAAAAGAAGUGUAUUGGAAAGACAAUAAACGGAUUCUUUGAGAACCAGAUAAAGGAAAUAGCUUUAGAGCAUCAUUAGAAACGUGGAUAGAAAUGAAAUUGAUAGGAAAAAUGACGAACAGAAAUUGCUUCAGGAUAUGCUUGUUUAAAAUAUCAAAGAAGAGCAAUUUCUGAAAACUCUUGACAAAUUAAAGGAGAUAGACUUUGCUGACAGCUCUGUUAUGGAAACAUUAUUUGAGUAUAAAACUAGAGAUGAGGAAGAUCAGAUUGAACAAGCACAUGAAGUUGCAAAGGAAUAUCAUUCAGGAAAACUUGAUCCAUUAAAUGCUAUUAAACUAGAGAAAAAAAGAAGAACCUAAAAUACUAAAAAGUUUUGA
Molecule: messenger RNA, 1737 nt
Organism: Stylonychia lemnae
Lineage: Eukaryota; Ciliophora; Spirotrichea; Sporadotrichida; Oxytrichidae
Source: the annotation of a GenBank genome assembly